AUGGAAAAUCAACAUUAUGUUCAUAAACAAUGUAAUGAAGUAGAAGAGGCUAAUGUUCCUCAUUAUGCUACUGAAGAAGAAAUUCUUGCAUCUUUUGGUUAUAAGCAGGAAAUGAGUAAAACGAUUUCUACUAUUUCUAAUUUUGCUAUUGCCUUUGGUUGCUGUUCAAUUUUAUCUGGUUUAACUCCUAUGUGGGGUGAUGCUAUGUUGUCUGGUGGAUCUAUUGCCGUUAUUUGGGGAUGGGUCAUCGUUUCUGUCUUCACAUUUGGUGUAGGCUUGUCACUCGCAGAAAUUUGUUCAGCCUAUCCUGUAACAGGUGGUCUGUACAUUUGGGUUUCACGUUUGGCACCUCCUCAAUGGGUUCCUAUUAUGUGUUGGUUAACAGGAUGGUGUAACUGGCUUGGUCUUACGGUUGCCAUUACAUCUGCUGAUCUUGGUUUAGCUGAAUUUAUGUCUUCAGUUAUUGGAAUCACAAAUCCUGAUUAUAAUGCAGGUGUCUAUUGGCAAUAUGGUAUCUUUUUAGUGAUUGUCUUUAUUCAUGGCAUUAUUAAUUCAAUGCAUAUCAAGUAUAACGGCUUUUUCAAUCAAGGUUCCCUUUAUUGGCAUCUUAUAGGUACCUUGUUGAUCAUCAUUGUCGCACUUGUCUUAACACCUAAUAAACCAAGUGCUAAAUGGGUCUUUACCUAUUUUGAAAAUGAUACGGGAUUUUCAUCAAAUUCCUAUGCAUUCUUGAUUGGUCUCUUACAAUCUCAAUAUACCCUUUCAGGUUUUGAUAGUGCAGCACAAAUGUCAGAAGAAACCCGUGAUGCGGCACGAUCAGCUCCUCGUGGUAUUCUCUAUGCUAUAGGCGCUGCUGCCAUUACAGGUUUCAUCUUUAUGCUCUCUGUCAAUUUCUGUGUUCAAGAUUUCCAACGUCAAAUUGUAGAGUCUACACUAAGCCCUCAAAUGACUCAAAUUUUCUUAGAUGGUGUCGGCUAUAGAUGGACGGUUGUCUUUACGGUUAUCAUCAUGGGCGCUAUGUUCUUCUCUGGUUCUGCUCUUACAUUGGGUAGUUCUCGUAUGAUCUAUGCCUUCGCUCGUGAUGGAGCUACCCCUUUUAGUCGAUGGUUAAGUAUCGUUAAUAAAUCUACUCAAACCCCUAUCUUUGCUGUCUGGGCCAAUGUGAUCUUUGCUGCUAUUGUUGGUUUGCUCUAUAUAGUGAAUGAAACGGCUUUUAAUGCAAUUGUCUCCAUCAAUACAAUUGCUUCAUCUUUAGCUUAUUUCAUUCCUAUCUUUCUUCGUAUGACAGUCGCUCGCAAGAAGUUUGAACGAGGUCCCUUCCAUCUUGGCCCCUUCUCGGGUAUCAUCAACUUUGUAAGUUGCUUUUGGAUUCUCUUCACCUCUAUUCUCUUCGUUUGCCCUACCGAGUAUCCUGUCACGGCCGCUAACAUGAACUAUGCCUCUGUCAUCUUUGUUUUCGUCAUGGUCGCAUCUCUUAGCUACUAUUUCCUUCGUGCUAAAGAAUGGUUCCAUGGUCCUGGUAGAAGCUUAGAAGAUGAAGGCCAACUAAAUCCUGUUACUUUUGAUGAUAAUUUUGAAUCUAUCACUUUUAGUCCAGGUUCGGAGAAAGUUAAGAAAGUAAAUGAAGACUAUGAUAAAAAGGCAUUUACUGCUCAAUAG
Molecule: messenger RNA, 1659 nt
Organism: Cokeromyces recurvatus
Lineage: Eukaryota; Fungi; Mucoromycota; Mucoromycetes; Mucorales; Mucoraceae
Product: amino acid/polyamine transporter I
Exons: 3
Coding region: 1-1659 (552 amino acids)
Biological process (GO): transmembrane transport
Cellular component (GO): membrane
Molecular function (GO): transmembrane transporter activity
Source: RefSeq, a predicted model, not a curated record